AUGGACCCUAAUCUUCUUAACUUUUUCGCGGUGCCCAACAACCAGACGCUGAAUCACGUGGAUCAGAACAACGACACAUCUCAACAGCAACAUGAACCUUCGACAUGGAGACCGGCAGGCUUAGAUGGUGACAUUGGAGCAUCUGGCAAUCAAGGGGGACCAUCCUACGAUUACCAGUCAACUGCACCCUCUGAUAUAUCAUUCACCCAGGCUCCGAUGCCGUCACCAUACACCAGCUCAAACAAGACCAUACUACCUACUAGAGGCCCCCCACGGGGUCAUCAACAACGGAAGCGAGAUGCCCAUGAAAGGAAGCGUACAAAGGUCGAUACCGAUUCUGCACUGGAAUCUUUAGACUACUGGAUCCGUUUUGACGACGAGGAAAAUGAGAGGACAGGAAGUUAUGAAAUUGACUUUUCGAAGCGUUACGACCCCAUGACCAAUAACACUAACACUCAUUACCGACCGGGUUACGGAUCAAGCUCAACGACACCAGGACUUGGCACUGGUAUAUAUGCAACUGCUCCUCCAUUUCAGGGUGCCGAUUACUUUGACGACAAUGCUUUAGACAAUGCUCUAUCUGAUGAUGAAGAAGGACUUGACUCGAUGAGUCUGGAGGAGCAUUUAUCAAAAAUCGAGACUAUGCCGCCUCCAGAGGUACCUCCUCGAGAAGGUCUUUACUCGACACCACUCAGUUGGGAAAAGCCAGAACCGGGUCUACGCAUGGAACCGGACUUUGGUUUAGGAAAUGCCGCAGCAGCCAUGAACGCAGGGUUCGGGCAGACCAUGUCGGGUAUGGGCAAUAAUCAGGUUUUGAGCAACGAUGAGCAAAGGAGACUUCUUGCUAUCGCGAUGAAUACUGGCCGGACACCAGCCAGUUACAUGCCCGCGAGUGGAUUUGGUUUAGGAUUUGGAGCUGGUCUUGGUACAGGACUCCCGCCCGAGUUUAAUAGCAGCAUCGACUCGCUGUUGGGAACGCCGACAGGAGACCGCAGCCAAAAGCAAACGCCUACGCCAGCCAACAGCUCGAAGGCUCCAUCUAGGAACCAAGACGUCAAGACAGAGGCAUCGAGCGAGACAGGUUUGAGUUCUGCUAGACCAGGACUUUCACGCACCAAUACUGGUACAUCCGAUUUAAAGGGCAAAGAUAAACUCAAACCAGGAGAUCGAACAGCACAUAAUGAUAUUGAGCGAAAGUAUCGAACAAAUCUCAAGGACAAGAUCGCCGAGCUUCGCGAUGCUGUACCUGCCCUCCAUUCGAUACCAGAAGAUGGAAUUGAGGAGGGUGAAAACUCACAGCGAGCGCCCAAAGUGAGCAAGGGCACUGUUUUAACAAAGGCGACCGAAUAUAUUCAGUAUUUAGAAAGGCGCAAUAGGUCCAUCAUGAAGGAACACCAAGAGCUAGCCAGACGUCUACAGGCAUUUGAGCAGCUUCUCAGUGCCUCGGCUCGACAGCCGUUCUUGAUGCCGAAUCACAGCCGGACACUCUUCGAUCCAAGAGGUUUCUGCUAG
Messenger RNA from Fusarium redolens, 1512 nucleotides. Its product is annotated as helix-loop-helix DNA-binding domain-containing protein. Lineage: Eukaryota; Fungi; Ascomycota; Sordariomycetes; Hypocreales; Nectriaceae. Gene Ontology annotation, molecular function: protein dimerization activity. The transcript is spliced from 3 exons. The coding region runs from base 1 to 1512 and encodes 503 amino acids. The record is from RefSeq and is a predicted model, not a curated record.